AUGGCAUCGUACAAUUCUGCCUUGCAAAAUUCGUUCUACAUUGGCAAUAGCUUCAACUGUAUCUUGUAUGGCAUCGAACUUGUCCUUUAUUUCGUGACCAUGCACAACUUCCUGACGGCCAAGAAACGGGAACAUCGCAGGAAGUCCGAUAGAUUUUUCAUGUGCUUCAGUACCGCGCUCCUACUCCUGAUUACCAUAUAUGUGGCGACGCAGUCCGUCUUUGGUGAGGAGAUGUGGAUCGUUAACGCCAACUAUCCAGGGGGAGAUGCGUAUUAUGCAUAUGAAAAUCUAUCUGUUUGGUACGAGACCUUGGGAACAGCGGCUUUUGUGGCACUCAAUUUAUUAGGCGACGGACUGUUGAUCGCCCGAUGUUGGAUUAUAUGGGGUAAUUACUACAUCAUCAUAUUCCCUUGCUUCCUAUGGAUUGCUACGCUGGGCCUGGGCAUAUAUAUCCUACAAACAGCGGGUUCUUUCAAUGGCAGCUCUAUCACUUCGCUGAGGGUUGGCAUUGCAUAUUGUGCUGUCAGCAUUGGCCUCAAUGUAUUCGUGUCUUGUAUCAUCAUCGCGCGCAUGCUCUAUUAUGCCCGAAGAGCGCAAAGAUGUCUUGGAUCCCACAUAUCACGAGUUUACUUUAGCAUUGCCGCCAUUAUCGUCGAAUCGGCACUACCGUAUAGCCUGUUCGGUAUAGCGUUCCUCGUCACUUGCGGACUCGAGAGUGGGCUGGAGAUCCUGUUUAUGUCAAUUUAUGUCAUGCUUACCUGUAUAGCACCACAAAUGAUUGUCUGGCGCGUCAUUUCUGGAAGAGCGUGGACGAAAGAUGAGGCGGAGGAAAGUACGAUAAUGUUUUCAAGUCGGCCCAGUAGACCGACGAUCCCCGAUGUCAGUCAGAGCGACGCUGUCAUCGACUUGCGCAAUAUGAAGGGAGAGCUUUCUCUUGCUGCCAGCGCUGACGAGGUUUGA
Serpula lacrymans var. lacrymans S7.9 is the source of this 960-nucleotide messenger RNA. RefSeq lists its product as uncharacterized. NCBI's taxonomy places the organism in Eukaryota, Fungi, Basidiomycota, Agaricomycetes, Boletales, Serpulaceae. The transcript is spliced from 5 exons. Bases 1 to 960 code for a protein of 319 amino acids. The record is from RefSeq and is a predicted model, not a curated record.